Patiria miniata (bat star) is the source of this 2892-nucleotide messenger RNA. RefSeq lists its product as uncharacterized. The record is from RefSeq and is a predicted model, not a curated record. NCBI's taxonomy places the organism in Eukaryota, Metazoa, Echinodermata, Asteroidea, Valvatida, Asterinidae. The transcript is spliced from 10 exons. The coding region runs from base 1 to 2892 and encodes 963 amino acids. Gene Ontology annotation, molecular function: protein binding.
AUGGAGCGGGGUUGGUACAUGAACUUAAUGGUGGGUUUUGUCGUGUUGCACUGUGCGGUUCAUGCAAGCAAGGAAGCGUGUGAGGUGUGUGAGUGUAGCGACCACGGGCCUCGCAUAGUUGACUGCAGCGAUAGAGGUCUGAUGGAGUUACCGACGGGGAUACCAAACGACACCAACGUACUGUUGCUAGCGGAGAACGAUAUAGAUUUUCUACCAGAUAAUUUGUUAGUUAACACAUCAAUAACCGAAAUGAUUGACAUUAGCUUCAAUCGUCUCCCAUCCAUUCCUGAUGGCUUAUUUUGCAAUCAGACUAAGCUAAAGAGACUCUUCAUACAACGCAAUCAAAUCAGGGUCCUCAACAGAGAGAUGUUUAAGGAUCUUCACUCCCUAAAUUUACUAUUAGCUUUUGGGAAUCCUCUCAUUGAGAUACAGGCCUGGAUUUUCUAUAAUACGCAGCUCACAAAUUUAUCCAUGUUCCAAAACAAUCUUUCAUCGAUUGGAGAGAGGCCAUUUGCCACCGUCAAUAAAACAAUCAAACAGGUAUCGUUGUAUGACAGUCAUUUGACAACUAUUUUCGAUGUCGUAUGGCAAGAUUUGGGUAUCAACGCCUAUGUGGCUGUUGAUAACACACUCCAGUUUGCGCCUGCAACAAAUCGGACUGAUCUGAAAAUUGAACAGGUUGGUGACGGGUUCGCCCUACCGAUAAUUGUAACGAAGGAAAUGGCAGAUAUCUUCACAAAAUGUGGAUUCUCCUGUUCAAGAACUGUUCAUUGGUGGCGAUGCGUGCCAUGUGCCCAAGGAUAUUAUGGAGAUCUGAGGGAGAGUGGGUGUAAAGCGUGCCCAGCUGGAGGCUUUUACCAAACCAAGACUGGACAGGCAGCAGACACAUCACAGCCCAUCAAGUGUCAAAAGUGCAACAAUGGAACCUACGUCACCCCAGCUGCUCACCCUGGUAUCAGCCCUGCAGAUUGCACCGUGUGUCCUACAGGUACCAAUAAAAGUCUCCAUGCAGGGUUCCGCGCAUGCUUUUGUCUCGAUAAGUACUACCGGAAAGAUCGGUUUGAUGAGUGUUAUCCUUGCCCAGACGAAGGUCUUGACUGUGCAGGGGAGUAUCAACACCUCUUACCUGGAUUUUGGUGGACUUGGGACUGGGGCUCAAACGACAACUACGAAGCAUAUCAGCAUUUCGUUGUAAACAUCAGGAGCAAAAAUGAUUCCUACAAUAGCAGCACGCAGCAUUUUAGGGGAGUGGUGCCUAAGGUACAUCCGUGUCCACGUAAGGAGUCUUGUUUAAAUGAAGGGGAUGGUAUCAAUGUCACUUGUGAGGUUGGUUAUGAAGGUUGGCUUUGCUCUGAAUGCAGUGUGGGGUACUACGCCUGGUUUGAUAGUUGUAAUGUGUGCCCAAAGUGGUGGUGGUUCUUACUUGAAGUCGUUCUGUUGCUGGUCGUGUUGGCAGUGGUAAUACUCGUCAUCGCUUGGGAUGUGCGGAGAAACCGGAGAAAAGGACGGUCGGCCGUUGAUGUGAUCUUUGCUCGAGGGAAAAUCAUGCUUGGUUUCUAUCAGGUGAUGGGCGAGAUUUUCUCUGCCCUUGAUGAGAUUCCCUGGCCGAAUAUUCUGACUAAGUUUGGGUCAUUUUUCAAACUGCUGGAGAUGAAUAUUGUCCAAUUGGUCAUCAGUCCCCGCUGCUACUUUCCAGACUUCACCUACCGCAAUGUGUACAUUGAGUAUUUGUUUGGAAUGAGCUUAGUUUCGUUUGUUGUGCUGGCAGCUUUGUGUGUCUAUUGGGUUUCAAAGUGCUACUUGGCGAUCAAGAAAAACACAGUUGAAGAGCGUGUCAAGGCUUUGUCAACCACAAGACAGAAAUGUUACCUGUUUGUUGUUAUGCUUCUCUUUGUGUCUUAUCCCGGCUUGUCCAGUGUUAUAUUCACCCUCUUGCCUUCUGGUUGCGACCCGUUCUAUCUAGAUGAGAACGAGACCUAUAGUGCUACGAGACUUCGAUCCGAUUACUCUAUCGACUGUCAAAACGAGCAGCAUGUUCAUUUCAACCAUGCUGCCGAAGCUUCUCUCUGUUACGUUGUUGGCUUCCCGUCCUUGCUGUUUGUACUUCUGUGGAGAAGCAACGGACAAGACAAGAGAAAUAAAUCGCAUGAGCACCUUUUGCCUGAAUCGUCAGUAGAUGAUCCGAGUUACUGCAGCAUCAAUGAUCCAACUAUGCCACACAGAAAUGAAGAUGAUUCCACAUUUAAUCAACCAGGCAUCGACCUCCUAAAUUCCGAAGAACAAAGUCCGUCAGAAAUCACAUGGAAAAGUUUCCUCAGUGGAAACUACAAAGCAGAGUUCUGGUAUUGGGAAAUUGUUGAGCUUUCCCGCAAGAUCAUCCAGACGCUGUUUGUGUUGCUGUACGGCCCAGAUGAUCACUUCACCAUGUUUGCAACCAUCGCCAUAUCUGUUGGGUUCCUGCUCCUACAUGCAUAUGUAAGGCCGAUGAAAGAUGUUACCGAUAGCCGUUUACAGAUGUGUUCCCUAGCAACCAUCUUCCUGAAUCUCUUGGCAGCCUCCUUGCUCCUGUCUCCUACUGGAGGUGGCACAGAGAGAGCCCAAGUCCUUGCGGCUGUCCUGGUUCUGAUGAAUUUCAGCAUCAUUGUGUUUGUCAUAGCAAGUCUUCUCUGGAUGGUGAUGAAGUCACUGUGGCGCUCUGGGUGCUGUGGUAGUAUGGCAACAUGCAUCGCUAAAGCCUGUUGCUGGUUUUGUCGACACGAGUCAUUGGCGAGGGAAGGCAGAGGCACACGUCUUGUGAUGACGAGUGUGAGAGAUCUUUCCCUUGAUGUUGACGAAGACUAUGUGGAAAGGCCUUACGAAGAAAUCAUAUCAGAGCAUCACGAGCUUGAGUAA